This is a messenger RNA of Hydra vulgaris (swiftwater hydra), 1415 nucleotides long. The record is from RefSeq and is a predicted model, not a curated record. NCBI's taxonomy places the organism in Eukaryota, Metazoa, Cnidaria, Hydrozoa, Anthoathecata, Hydridae.
GAAUUAAAUUAUUUUAAAAUGUUUUAAAAUGUAACAAAAUUGUGUGCAGUUAUUUUUAAAAAAGUUUUGUGAUAAUUGCACCUAAUGUUUAAAAGUGCAUCUAGAAAAAUGUCAUCAGAUUUUGAAUCUGGCGAUGAUUAUUUUCCCCUUGAAAAAAAAAAAUCAGCUGGGAAAUCUAAACCAAUUAAAGAAAACCUAAUUCCUUCUCCUUUUUUUUCUGUGCCAUUGUCAUCAAAUUUACUAACAUUGUUAUCAGUUUUACCUUCUAUACUAUCAACAAAAUCAACUAUACAAAAAUCUUCUGUAACAACAUUAACAUCUCAAGACAUUGCACCAUUGAUGACACCAACCCAGUGCCCUGGUGUUUCAAACACCGCAGUAAGUUAUUUGUCUACGAUUGCAUCAACGGCUUUAAAUAUUGGUAAGAGCUACAUUUUUAAGUUUUUUAUGUCAAUGUUUCCACAUUUGUGUGGUUUAAAUAUGUUUCCAUGAUUUCAUUUUUGAGAUUAAAUGACAAUGUUGUAGGGUUAAAACUCAUAUAAAACCCCUAUUUUAAAAGUUUUUCUUCUUUUCGGCAAAUUGCCUUCACCGUGGAUAUGAAGCCUCACCUGAAAUAAGCUAAAUAAUAGAUAGUUUAAUUUUUUUUAGUUUAAUUUAAGUUUUUUUAGUUUUUAAUUUAAGAUUACUUAAUUAUUCAUAAGGAUGCGUAAUUUGCAUAUUUUUUAAUGUAUGACAUGUCAUUUUUAUUAUUAUUCCUGGUACUUUUAUAAUACAGCUAACAAUUUUUUAGAUGCUGUAACAUUACCGAACAUUGGUGAGGUAUCUUCUUCAUUGUGCAGCAAUAUUUCUAAUCAAACAACAAAUGCAUUGGUUGUAAAGUUGCUGAAUGUGUGUGUGGGUAUUCAACAAACUCAGAAUAUCCACACUAAUAUGCUAAAUGCUAUGCUUCAACAAGGCAAUGUGGCGGUGCAGGCAUCACAAUUACCAGAUGGAAUAAUAUUACCCAUGGAUACCAUGAAAGCUUUUGAUGCAAUGGAAAAAAAGCUUAAAGAUAGCAAUAUUGCAAACAUAAUUGUUAAUUUGUUAGCCGAUCUCGGAGGAAAAAAAGUUGACGAAGCUGUUCGCCGCAUGAUGCAGCAGCUCCUUAGCAAUAAUUUGGCACUACAAUUUAAUUGUCAGCGAGGGAUGACAAAAAAAGUUUUAAAGGGUACUGAGGUGUUCCAAGUUGUUUAUAGAGCUUUAAAGCGCAAUGCUUUGACAUCGGCGUAUACGCAAAAAGAUUUUGAAGUGUCGCUCGCAAAAUAGCUCAUUGGUGCUCGUGAUCGACAUGGUAAUAGAGAUAAACGUGUCGGAGCUACAAAAUAACCGAAUAUACCUAAGUCACUUUAUAAUUUAAAUCUUUUAUACAUGUUAUG